Messenger RNA from Ochotona curzoniae (black-lipped pika), 1539 nucleotides. It is a transcript of the gene PON2, whose product is annotated as paraoxonase 2. Gene Ontology annotation, molecular function: arylesterase activity. The record is from RefSeq and is a predicted model, not a curated record. Lineage: Eukaryota; Metazoa; Chordata; Mammalia; Lagomorpha; Ochotonidae. Gene Ontology annotation, cellular component: extracellular region. Bases 21 to 1085 code for a protein of 354 amino acids. The transcript has 9 exons.
AGGCGGCCCGGCUCCGCGCCAUGGGGCGGCUGGUGGCCGUGGGCUUGGUGGGGAUCGCGCUGGCGCUGCUGGGCGAGAGGUUCCUGGCGCUGCGAAAUCGGCUUAAAGCGUCUAGAGAGAUUGAAUCUGUGGACCUUCCAAACUGCCACCUGAUUAAAGGAAUUGAAGCUGGCUCCGAAGACAUCGACAUUCUGCCCAAUGGCCUGGCCUUCUUUAGCGUGGGCCUGAAAUGUCCCGGACUCCACAGCUUUGCACCAGAUAAGCCUGGUGGAAUACUAAUGAUGGAUCUAAAUGAAAAUAAACCAAGGGCGCUGGAAGUAAGAAUCAGCCGGGGUUUUGACUUGGCUUCAUUCAAUCCACAUGGCAUCAGCACUUUCAUAGAUCGUGAUGACACAGUUUAUCUCUUUGUUGUAAACCACCCGGAAUUCAAGAAUACAGUGGAAAUUUUUAAAUUUGAAGAAGAAGAAAAUUCUCUUUUGCACCUGAAAACAAUCAGACAUGAGCUUCUUCCAAGUGUCAAUGAUGUCAUAGCUGUUGGGCCAGCACACUUCUAUGCCACCAAUGACCACUACUUCUCGGAUCCUUUCUUAAAGUAUUUGGAAACAUACUUGAACUUGCACUGGGCCACUGUGAUUUACUACAGCCCAGAUGAGGUUAAAGUGGUAGCAGAAGGAUUUGAUUCAGCAAAUGGCAUCAAUAUUUCACCUGAUAAAAAGUAUAUCUAUGUCGCUGACAUAUUGGCUCAUGAAAUUCAUGUGUUGGAAAAACAAGCUAAUAUGAAUUUAACUCAACUAAAGGUGCUCCAGUUGGAUACCCUGGUGGAUAAUUUAUCUGUGGAUCCUUCCUCUGGGGACAUCUGGGCAGGCUGCCACCCGAAUGGCCAGGAGGUCUAUGUGUACGACCCCAACAAUCCUCCCUCUUCAGAGGUUCUUCGUAUCCAGAAUAUUCUAUCGGAGAAGCCCACAGUGACCACGGUUUACGCCAACAACGGAUCUGUUCUGCAGGGGAGUUCUGUGGCCUCCGUCUAUGACCGGAAGCUGCUCAUAGGCACUUUAUACCACAGGGCAUUGUAUUGUGAACUCUGAGCUGUACUUCUGAUGUGCAAGCGUGAUAACAACUGAUUGUCUAUGAAUUGCUAAUCCUAAGGGAAUUUAACCAGCAACACUGACCUGGAAAUGCAAGGCAUAAAUAGUUUAUUUUAUUUCAGGAAGCAGGGGUUCCUACAGUUCUUUAGCACUUUUAACAGUAGAGGAACAUGAACAGUUUAAAAAAAAAAAACAGGCUAGAGAGAGAGCUGCAUUCCAGUAAGGUGAAUACCUUUCGCACAAAGCAAACCUCACUCUUGUCUUCCAACUGCCAAAAUGUGGGUUCCACUGAAACAGAGUGAGAUGUGUGACCUCGGCGCCGACCCUGAGCCUGACCACUGUGACUGCUCAGAACUACUGAUAAGAUGACAUGGGUUCAUGUUUUGUACUUACAUCUUUGUUUACUAUGAGAAAAUCGGAGUUAUACGAGUAUUAAAGUUGGAUUUGAAUCUCA